Octodon degus (degu) is the source of this 2141-nucleotide messenger RNA. RefSeq names its product protein phosphatase 1 regulatory inhibitor subunit 1C (gene Ppp1r1c). Gene Ontology annotation, molecular function: protein phosphatase inhibitor activity. The coding region runs from base 1159 to 1488 and encodes 109 amino acids. Gene Ontology annotation, biological process: intracellular signal transduction. The transcript has 7 exons. The record is from RefSeq and is a predicted model, not a curated record. Lineage: Eukaryota; Metazoa; Chordata; Mammalia; Rodentia; Octodontidae. Gene Ontology annotation, cellular component: cytoplasm.
CUCAAAUUUCUACCCUGGAGCCGGCAGAGCACUGAUUAAAUCUUCGGAGCCUGCAAAACAAGUCAGACCUUUACAUUGUGGGGCUUGAGUACUGUGUUUAGCAACGGAAACGUGAUUCACACAGGACAACAGAAACCUCAGGCAACAGAGAAGCACUCAGUGGUUAGGAGAGGGCUGUGUGGCCGAUAUGACAGCAGCACAAACAAAGGACCAGGACUGUUUGGCCAUUGAUGGCAGCUUGUGGAAGUGCUCCUCCUGUGUGAAGCAGACAUUGAGAGGCUGCAAGGGAUAUCUUUAUAUUCAGUACUGUGGACAUCUCUCAUUGGUGGACAUCAAAAUCAUCCCAGCUAUAUAAUGUUGAAACAGAACAAGAGCUUAAAGGUCAUCAAAUCCAGCUCGCACGGUUUUCUGUUGAAGGUGUAGGGGCUCAGACCCAGCCUGUGAGUUGCUUGAGGCCAGAGGAGCUCACGGUGAUGACAGAGUCCGCUCAGCCUGAAGGAAUGCUGAACACAGAUGUUCUGCCUUUAAAGAUCGGCCCAACCUAACCACCUUGCUAAGCAAUAGCUGACUUUAUUGGUUGUGGCUUAAUUUCCAUGGUCAUUCGUUUUUGGGUGGCUGAGGGUAAAAUGUUACUAGAAGAGAAAUGAAAUGAUUGUGGACUAAACCCUCCCCCGACUCUGAGAACUUCCUGCUUUCUGUUCAUCAAUAAUGAAUCUUCAUCCCUGCAGUCCUCCGAGGGAGCUUACACUGCACUUUUGAGCAGCCCGUUAGUAAUGUGCAGUGGAUAGAGCCUUUCUUUCAAAUCCCAGGGCAGCAGGUCCUUGAAGGCUAGCAUUGCAUUUUCAAUUAGCUGCUGAGUGAAUGCUUGGCAUGUGUAUUAGUGAAGAGGCACACAAUUAGUUUAUUGUUCCUCUCCGUAUUGUGCUGAGAGGAACCCAAGGACUGGUGGGGGAACAGGCAAGCCGGGCACUGCUGUGGAUGGUGAAGAAGGGACCUCCUCAGACCUUGGCAUCUUCACUUGCUUAGUCUGGAAUCACAGCUGUUUAUUACAAAGCACCGUGUGUGCUGCGGUGGAGUGUGGGCGAGGGACACAGCGGAUCCCACUUGGGGUUAGCUUUCCGGAGCUCUUUCCAUCAUUGACUAAUUCUCAUCGUUAUCAUGGAGCCAAACAGCCCCAAAAAGAUACAGUUUGCUGUACCCCUAUUUCAGAGUCAGAUUGCACCCGAGGCCGCAGAACAGAUCAGGAAAAGAAGACCCACACCAGCAUCACUUGUGAUUCUCAAUGAACAUAAUCCCCCAGAAAUAGAUGACAAGCGGGUGACCAACACACAGGGAGAACCGCAGAACGCAUCCCCCAAGCAGAGGAAACAGAGCGUGUACACACCACCCGCCAUGAAAGGAGUCAAACACCUGAAAGGCCAGAAUGAAUCAGCAUUCCCCGAAGAAGAAGAAGGAGCAAAUGAAAGAGGAGAGCCAUGGGACCAUUGAGGUCCAGUCUGCAUCAGGAAGGCCUCUUGGAGAUAACUGAACUGCUCAUUUUUCGGACUAUCCCAAGAAGCCCACGGCCUGCACAUCAGAAGCGUUCUCCAUCUCUGCACUGCACCUGCUCGCCGCAGUAGCACAGCUCCUGGGAGCCCUCGACCCCUGAACUCUAGAACUAAGUACCAUGUGCUCCAUACCACUUCUAAUUAAGCAGUGAGCAUUUAUUUUAUAGGGAUUUUCUUUUGAAAUUUGCAAACGUGUGAGUGUUCUAACUUUAAUACUGCCAGAGCUUAAUCCCUUAUAUCCUACUGAUAGGGUAUGUAUUCUAGAGUCAAGUGUAAAUAGCAUCACUUUAACAGUAAAGCACACAUAUUUAAUAUACUUAGACAUGAGUGUGUAUGGGGGGUUAACUUAAAGAAGAAUGUCUAGUGGAACUUCUCAGGCUGUUAUGUUUCUGUAUAUAGAACUGGAAGCAGAGUUUAUUUCAAAAAGACGAAGAAGAAAUGUUGAUGUUCAUGAUUGGAAUCCCUGUAACAACAGAUAUUAAACAUUUUACCCCUUCAACUGCCCGCUGAUGGUUACCUAAAGAACCAUAGAACUCUCACUUUCUAGGUUGUGCAAAUAUAUUUCAAAGCAUUCAAUCUUGUUAUUUAGAAAGA